AUGCAUCAGGACACGGCCGGACACACCACAAAACUGCUCCAUAGAGACCACCGACGCACCGACACCCCGACAACGACGCGCUAUAACCUUAGACAGAAUUUUAUAGUCAACAUUCAAGAGCGUAAUAAGCCUCCAAUUCGAAAACAACUGCAAAUAGCCCGGUUUUGGGAGCAGCCGCACGAUCCCGUCAGAAAAGGAAUCAGGCAAAGCACCCAACCACAAACACGCCUGCACCACCUCCAAAAGCACCUCCCGCAACACAUCCUAAAAGAAUGUGCCAUCAGACUAGGCACCAAGCUGGCUCCCAAGCUGGCUCCCAAGCUGGCUCCCAAGCUGGCUCCCAAGCUGGCUCCCAAGCUGGCUCCCAAGCUGGCUCCCAAGCUGACUCCCAAGCUGACUCCCAAGCUGACUCCCAAGCUGACUCCCAAGCUGGCUCCCAAGCUGGCUCCCAAGCUGACUCCCAAGCUGACUCCCAAGCUGGCUCCCAAGCUGACUCCCAAGCUGGCUCCCAAGCUGGCUCCCAAGCUGACUCCCAAGCUGACUCCCAAGCUGGCUCCCAAGCUGACUCCCAAGCUGGCUCCCAAGCUGACUCCCAAGCUGACUCCCAAGCUGGCUCCCAAGCUGACUCCCAAGCUGACUCCCAAGCUGACUCCCAAGCUGACUCCCAAGCUGACUCCCAAGCUGACUCCCAAGCUGACUCCCAAGCUGACUCCCAAGCUGGCUCCCAAGCUGGCUCCCAAGCUGACUCCCAAGCUGACUCCCAAGCUGACUCCCAAGCUGACUCCCAAGCUGACUCCCAAGCUGGCUCCCAAGCUGACUCCCAAGCUGACUCUCAAGCUGACUCCUAAGCUGACUCCCAAGCUGGCUCCCAAGCUGGCUCCCAAGCUGACUCCUAAGCUGACUCCUAAGCUGGCUCCCAAGCUGGCGCCCAAGCUGACUCCCAAGCUGACUCCCAAGCUGGCUCCUAAGCUGGCUCCCAAGCUGGCUCCCAAGCUGACUCCCAAGCUGACUCUCAAGCUGACUCCCAAGUUGGCUCCCAAGCUGGCUCCCAAGCUGACUCCCAAGCUGACUCUCAAGCUGACUCCCAAGUUGGCUCCCAAGCUGGCUCCUAAGCUGGCUCUAAAGCUGGCUCUCAAGGUGGCUCUCAAGCUGGCUACCAAGCUGGCUCCCAAGUUGGCUCCCAAGCUGGCUCCCAAGCUGGCUCCCAAGCUGACUCCCAAGCUGGCUCCUAAGCUGGCUCCUAAGCUGACUCCCAAGCUGGCUCCCAAGCUGGCUCCCAAGCUGGCUCCCAAGCUGGCUACCAAGCUGGCUCCAAGUUGGCUCCCAAGCUGGCUCUAA
Molecule: messenger RNA, 1338 nt
Organism: Procambarus clarkii (red swamp crayfish)
Lineage: Eukaryota; Metazoa; Arthropoda; Malacostraca; Decapoda; Cambaridae
Source: RefSeq, a predicted model, not a curated record